This is a messenger RNA of Lizanozyma spartinae, 1779 nucleotides long. It is a transcript of the gene SKO1, whose product is annotated as Sko1p. Lineage: Eukaryota; Fungi; Ascomycota; Pichiomycetes; Serinales; Debaryomycetaceae. The record is from RefSeq and is a predicted model, not a curated record. The transcript is spliced from 2 exons. Gene Ontology annotation, biological process: regulation of transcription by RNA polymerase II. Gene Ontology annotation, molecular function: DNA-binding transcription factor activity, RNA polymerase II-specific; RNA polymerase II cis-regulatory region sequence-specific DNA binding. The coding region runs from base 1 to 1779 and encodes 592 amino acids.
AUGUCAAGUGAUCUGAAAACGUCAUUCGACUUGGAACCCAAUCCCUUUGAGAAGUCGUUUGCACCAUCUCAAGGGAACGGGAUCAAGGGUCCCUCGAGAUCAAACAAACACAACCUCCAUAUUCCCAAUAUCUCUCUGGUCAAUAAUAACCAUACCAAUGGUGGUGGCGGGAAACCAACGGGUAUAACCCCUCCCUUAUAUACUCCUGGUGGUAGAAGAUUGCCUCCCUUGGGCCUUACGCUGCCAUCUUUACAAACAGCAGAAACCCCUGGACUCUGGAACAGUUUAUUAUCGGCUACCACCAACAACAUUGAUGCCAAUGGCAAUGCCACGUCUCAUUCGGUAGGUGGUGGAGGAGGAGGCGGUGCCAAUGGAGGAGUUGUUGAUCAAAAUAAUCAAGCCACGGUUCUUAAUGGAUCGUUUGGUUCAAAUAAUACUUAUAACCUGUUUUUGAACUCGUUAAAGAAAACAGGCUUGACCCCUAAUGAAUCCAAUCUACGAUCAGGGUUAACUCCCUCGGCCACAGGGUUCCCCUUUAUAGCACAAUUCCCCGGUUUAUCAACUCCGGGUGCCAUGAUCACCGGUCCUAUCACCCCAGGCUUGUCGUCACUCUGGAACGUGGGUAACAGUCAAAGUAUGAUAAACACAAUUGGUACUACAGCAGGUCCUACACCACCCCAGGCGGGUUCAAGUAACGUGACCUCCACCAAUAACAGUAAUAGCAUCAACAAUAACAAUAACAAUAACAAUAACAACAACAACAACAACAAUUCCAACAACAAUACCAACAACAAUAAUAAUAGUGUGUCACAGGUCAAUAAUAUCAGCACCACUAACAAUAACGACAAUCCAUUACCUUCACUACAUGGAGGUUCAGCCAGACAAUUUACAACAGUCCAACCAGCCCAGCAGCCAUCACAAGACAACAACAACAAUCACAAUACCAAUAAUAACAAUAAUAAUAGUCUUGUUGAUGAAGAGCUCUCAUUCGUUUCAGAACAGGGCCUGACUAAAGCCUCUAGAAGUAAAAGAAAAGCCGGCACUUCCAAAAGAGACUCCAAGAAGGCUAAAACAGAACCUGCUAUGGCCGAGAAAUCCGAGAAGGAAGAAAGUGGAAGUGACCAGAAGAAUGAGGUUGGAGAUGAAGAUGAUGAUGACGAUGACAAGGAUGAUGAUGAUAGUGGCCAAGCCAAAUCCGGAAAGAGUACGCGUAAGAAAACAGGUGUCACAGAGGAAGAGAAGCGUAAGAACUUUUUGGAACGAAAUAGAGUGGCUGCUUCUAAAUGUCGUCAACGAAAGAAACAAUUGAUUCAAAAAAUGGAGGAGGAAUUGAUGUUUUAUUCCUCCGGAUAUCGAGAGUUGUCUGUACAAAUUGGUCAACUUCGAGACAAUUUGGUGGUGGCUAAGAACUUACUUGUGGGCCAUAAGGAUUGUCCCAUGUUAGUACAAAGAGUUGGAGGAUUUCAACAAUUGAAUAAUUUCUUCCAACAACUCAAUGAUGCCAUUCAAAUCAGCUCUCGUACCCAUACAGAUCCAAGUGCUAUUCCCAGUACGGUCCCUACCACCUUAAAUAGCUCUGCUAUGAUGCCCCUCAGCGUUCCAGUUAUGGUCAAUGGAUCAGAAACAGCACCAGAUAUGAAGGCUUUAUCUACAGCAUAUGCUCCCUCUGUGGGAAUGCCACCUCCUCCAGAUGUCAAGAUCGAAGUCAAUGACCAAAACCGUGUUGGGGCGAACAAGGCUAACGAGCAAUAUGCUACCGAACCAACCACGAUACAGUAA